GGGGCCUUCUCUGCAUUCCAUCAUCAUUUGUUCAGCCUUCGACCUCGUUUGUACUUGGUGAUUACUCCAAUCAUUGCGGGCAUAGCCGCCGCGGAGGAUUUUUUUUUUUCACGCCGGUUUGGUGGAGUUCAAUUCUCGACCCAGAAAAAUUCCACGUCAAGCUUUCUGUGCCUGGCCAAUGAUGGGGUCCAUGAUCUCCGCAAUUGUUGGUCCUGGUCGGGGUUAAUGGUCGUUUAUCACCGGUGGGCAAUCUUUUCUCUAGGGUAUAAUGCCAUGCCGUCCCCCUUUUUUGAUAGACCAUAUACCUAUUCCCAUCUCACCUUGGUACUUAUUGGAUUUCGAUUUGGUCUCAUGAGUAUUGAUCAUCAACGAACUCGUGACUAACUACAGGAUAUGUCCAAAGAGAUCGAUCAUGGCAAGUCGGAGUCCCUUCGUUCUCCCUCCACCUCCCACUCGCACAUUGAGUCGGAACUCUCACGGACAGACACUCAAUCGUCACGUCCUGGCCUAGCUCACUCAAUCAAGUCGAGGCUGCGAUCUCGUUCCAACGCCAGUGCCUCUCGUAUAGACAGGGUGUAUUCCGCUGGAUACUUAGAUGACCAAUCUGUCUAUCACAGCCAUGAUUCAACCGACGAGAAUGGCAGCGAACCGGUCCUGGAAGCUCGAGACGGUAUCGUCAAUGAGCGUGAUGUUGAUCUAGAACAAGGAGCUGCUGCGCAUCAAGGACUCGAGAAGUCCAAGACGGCACGGUCAGAUCGAUCACAGCGCGAUCCGUACUUGGUGACGUGGAGCGGAUCCGAUGACCCAGAUAACCCCAAAAAUUGGACCAACAAGAAAAAAUGGGCGGCUACCAUCACUGUCUCUAUGUUUACCUUCAUUUCGCCCGUUGCGUCCUCCAUGGUUGCCCCGGCCCUGCAGUCUCUGGCGGCAGAUUUGAAGAUACAUGACGAGGUCGUCAUUCAGAUGGCUCUGUCUAUUUUCGUGCUGGCCUAUGCUGUUGGUCCGCUGUUUUUAGGACCGCUAUCAGAAAUCUACGGCCGGGUGAUCGUCCUUCAACUCGCCAAUCUGGUCUACCUUGUGUUUAACAUUGGCUGUGCCGUCUCGCAGACCACCACACAACUCAUUGUCUGCCGGUUCUUCUCGGGGUUGGGUGGUAGUGCCCCGCUCGCUGUCGGUGGUGGCCUUCUGUCUGACUGCUUUCACCCGGAAGAGCGAGGCAAAAGCAUUGCCAUCUACAGUCUCGCCCCCCUCCUUGGCCCAGCUGUCGGGCCCAUUGCAGGCGGUUUCAUUGCCGAAAACACCACCUGGCGCUGGGUAUUCUACUCGACGUCCAUCGUGGAUGCCUUCAUUCAAUUCGCCGGUCUUUUCUUCCUGCGUGAGACGUACGGCCCAAGAAUCCUGCGCGAUCGUGCCAAACAGCUCCGCAAGGACACCGGCGACGAAUCCUACCAAACCGAAGACGAACGACAAAACAAAACCCUCCUUCAAGUCCUCCGCACAUCGCUCGUCCGCCCCUUCCGCCUCCUCCUCACCCAGCCCAUCGUGCAAGUCAUCGCCGUCUACAUGGCCUACAUCUACGGCAUCAUGUACCUCGUCCUCUCGACCUUCCCCACCCUCUGGACCAGCCCCGACUACUACAACGAGUCGACCGGCAUCGGCGGCCUCAACUACAUCUCCCUAGGCCUAGGCUUCUGGCUCGGCUCACAGCUCUGCGCCCCCCUCAACGACCGCACCUACCGCCGCCUCAAAGCGCGAAACAACAACAUCGGCCGUCCCGAGUUCCGCACUCCCCUCCUCUACAUCGGAGCGGUCAUUCUGCCCGCGGGCCUCUUCAUCUACGGCUGGACGGCCCAAAACCACGUCCACUGGAUCGCGCCCAACAUCGGCGCGCUCCUCUUCGGAAUGGGCAACAUCAUCACCUUCCAGUGUAUCCAGACGUACACGGUCGACGCAUACACGCGGUUUGCGGCCAGCGCCCUGGCAGCUAGUUCGUUUCUGCGCUCGCUGGCGGGGUUCGGGUUUCCGUUGUUUGCGCCUUAUAUGUACAAGACGUUGCAGUAUGGGUGGGGGAAUAGUCUGUUGGCGUUUAUUGCGUUGGGGUUGGGGAUUCCGGCGCCGAUUUUUUUGUGGAGGUAUGGGGAGAAGUUGCGGAAGAUGAGUCCUUAUGCGGCAGGAUAAUGCUGGCUUGGAUGAGGGGUAGUAGAAGGAAAUGAUUCAUGAUAAAAGUGCUUAUGAUGCGACAUAAUGGAUAAUGGGUUGCUAUGCAUAUAAUGGUCUAGGGGUUGC
Aspergillus candidus is the source of this 2286-nucleotide messenger RNA. RefSeq names its product MFS transporter. Lineage: Eukaryota; Fungi; Ascomycota; Eurotiomycetes; Eurotiales; Aspergillaceae. Bases 394 to 2178 code for a protein of 594 amino acids. Gene Ontology annotation, biological process: transmembrane transport. Gene Ontology annotation, molecular function: transmembrane transporter activity. The record is from RefSeq and is a predicted model, not a curated record. The transcript has 3 exons.